Emiliania huxleyi CCMP1516 is the source of this 585-nucleotide messenger RNA. RefSeq lists its product as hypothetical. The coding region runs from base 1 to 585 and encodes 194 amino acids. Lineage: Eukaryota; Haptophyta; Isochrysidales; Noelaerhabdaceae. The transcript is spliced from 2 exons. The record is from RefSeq and is a predicted model, not a curated record.
AUGGCCGCGCACCGCAUCGGCGCCCGCCUCUCGGGCCUUUUUUACCUGGCUCUUGCUGCACGGGCCGAGGACUGCGCCGACGGCGGCCCCUUCAAGUGUACCGACGAUGCCGGCUGCCCCAGCCCCGAGGUUUCAUGCGCGCAGCUCGCUGCGCUCAAGCAGUGCGGUAGCCGCUUUGACCAGAUAUUCGACCGGCCGCCGGCGACGGCGCACCCGCGCGUGGGCGAGGCGUGCCCUGUGGCCUGCGGCUCCUGCGGCUCGGGCGGGCCUGCGGCCGGCGCUGGGCCCAGCCGCACGACCGCCGGCAGAGUGGCGCCUCCGCGGGCCUCGAGUGGGACCCGAAGCUCGACCCGAAGCCUCAAGAUCACCGCUCCCGCUGGAUCGCACGGAGGCCACCUGCUCCUCGUCGAGACGGCGGGGAGCGUCAUCAAGGUCGACGUGCCCGCCGGCGUGAGGGCGGGCGAGGCCUUCGACGUCCCGGUCCUCGCCGAGCUGUGGUCGGAGCGGCCCGUGGCGCGGCUCGCGCUCGACGGUGGGCCGGUGGCCUCGGGCGACGGCUACAAGCUCCGGUGGUGGUCGCUGUAG